Strongylocentrotus purpuratus (purple sea urchin) is the source of this 4452-nucleotide messenger RNA. Its product is annotated as WAS/WASL-interacting protein family member 1-like. The record is from RefSeq and is a predicted model, not a curated record. Gene Ontology annotation, molecular function: actin binding. Lineage: Eukaryota; Metazoa; Echinodermata; Echinoidea; Camarodonta; Strongylocentrotidae. The coding region runs from base 285 to 1724 and encodes 479 amino acids. The transcript is spliced from 7 exons.
CAUAAACAGCCAUUUUGGAUCAGGAAGUACUGACAAAACCCGAGCCUCUUGUAUGAUUUCCGGGUGUGAUAUAUUACCAUUAACCUAGCAGCCGAGAAGUUAUCCUUGUCAGAAAUGAGUUGUAUAUGGAGACUAGAGUGAUAUUCGGGACUGAAACAAAGCACUAAGGUACUAUUGCCUGGAUGCUGUGAAAACCCUCCUACCACCACCAUUCCAGGGAGAUAACCAGAGGGAGACCCAGUAGGGCUGAGAGAGGGAUCUAGAUCAGGGACCCCUCUGACAAGAUGCCACCCCCGCCGCCCCCACCGGGGCCCCCUCCCCCGCCCACCUUUAAACAGGCCAACACGACCCCGCCCAACCUCAACAAGAAUGAGCAGAAAAACAGAGGGGCCCUUCUUGGGGAUAUUCACAAAGGAAUGAAACUCAAAAAGACAGUAACAGUGGACAAAAGCGGCCCUUUGCUAGGUCCAUCAAAACCUAGUGGAGGAGGAGGAGGAGGAGGAGGGGGAGGAGGCGGAGGAGGAGGGGGAGGAGGAGGAGGCGGCGGAGGAGGAUUUGGAGGAGGAGGAGGAGGGGGUCUUGGAGGGCUAUUUGCAGGUGGAAUGCCCAAAUUGAAGCCAUCAGGAAUGAGGGGCGGCGGAGGCGGCGGUUCAGCACAAUCAAACACACCCUCAUUACAUGCACCCUCAUCAAACCAUGUCCAUCAUAGCAACAGAGGCCUGUCAACGUCACCUCAGCCCCCAAGACACAAAUUUGGUAAUGGUGGAAAGCCCAGCGGUGGCGGACUUCCCGCUUCACGACCAUUACCCCAUCCCUCAGGGAACUCACGGCCGCUGCCCAGCCAACCACAGAACACUCACAACCCGGUGUCGGCCAGAAUUAGUAAUAAAGGCAGCAGCAAUGGGCACGGGGCAGCAGACAGAGCACCACCCCCUCCACCUCCUAGUAGUAACAGACCUAGACCCCCAUCAACAAGUUUUCCCCCUCCACCCCCAUCAUCUUUACCAUCCUCAAAACCCUCAAAUAAUUUUCCACCACCCCCUCCCACAUCAUCUAUACCCUCAAGAAAUAGUAGAGCGCCGCCUCCCCCAAAGAGAGAUCCCCCUAGUAAAGGGUCGACGCCCCCGCCCCCGCCCCCUCAAGGGAGGAUUGAUAAUAAACUAUCCAAUGGUCCCAGUACAGGUCCACCACCACCACCGCCUUCAAGGCAGCCCCCCGGUGGCAGGCCGCCCCCACCCCCAAGAGAUACCCCCAGGCCGGGGACUGCACCACCACCGCCUCCGCCUUCCAGAAGUCAAGGCCGGCCGCCGUCAACGGCUUCAAGUUCGUCGUCGAGGGCGCCGCCACCGCCGCCUAACAGAACGUCGACCGGUCAUUCUGCUCCUCCGCCCCCAUCCAGGGAUAAAGGACCAAGACCGCCGUCAAUAGUGGGAGGACCGCCCCCACCACCACCUUCUAGAGGUACACCCAGGAGUCCCCCUGCAAGGAACCCCCCUGCCAGGGAUUCAGGAAUUAUGAAUGGAACUGAUGAUUUUGAGAGUCGGUUCCGGUUUAACUCAUCCUCACGCUUCCCAACUCCUCCACCUAUGAAGAAGUUACAAAAGACGUAUCCAAGCAAACAACCAAAUAGACAAAACUCCACUGUGUACUUUACAUCCGAGCAAGCGAAUGCACAUUCCAAUGGUACAAAGAGAGGACAACCCCCUGCACCACCCAGACAAUAGGAUCUUCACUAUUUUUUAGUAGCUUAGGGAGAAUGAUGCACUUGCUCUCCACUGACAGAAAGGACCAGCAGCUGCCACGCCUAACCAUCCUAACAAUGCAGUACCACCUAAGCUGGCUGAAGAAAACAAAAUCAAAAACGAGAAAGGAGCGCCGGCAAGGUUCCUAAUGGAAUACUGUAUGCCUGUUGGAUGAACUUUUGCAAGGCAGUAAAAGCACUGGAGGGGACAAGAAUGCUAUGCCAGGUUUAAAGGCGGAGCAUAUAAAUGUGUAUAAGUGAUAUCGGAGAGAGAAGCACAGUAUUUUGGGCAAGCAGUGCUGGAGUCUUUGAUAUAUAUAUAUAUAAUGUGCUUCAAUGUUUCAGUCGAGUCAGAGAGAUUUUAUACUACUGGUAAUAUAUUUGCACUUUCUUUACAUACUCAGAAGAAGUUCCAUUAUUUAUAUUGCAAUAUUUUAGCAGAUGUGUCUUAAGAAAAAGUCAAAGGAAAGACGAUUGCAUUGCAGGAAAUCUGCUGAAUGUGAUUUAGCUGGCUCAUUCUGCGGCAUUCUGCCAAAUCAUACAACCUUGCUAUAGGCCCUCUAUUACCUAAUAUCCAGCAAGUGAAUAUAAAUACUUUGAAUUGGUUCUGGAAUCUGGAUUUUAUAUUUACCUGUAAAGCACAAUUUGGUAGCAGGGAUUGGACUUUUCAGAGUUUAUUUCAGCAUUGUCCUCUGGGAUAUGGUCAGUCUAUGUACAGUAACACCAGGACAUUUUGAGGCGUGUAACUUUGCAUUGUAUUACGGAUGGUUAUUUCCAUGGCAAGAAACUUCAAGCCGCAUAGAAGUUGGUGUCCACAUGUCUUGCAUCAUAACUUGCUGACACUAGAUUUGGUGGAAUUACCAAUGAAUGUGUCUGUGUGUGCAACAAACCUGUGGUCCCACCAGAAACUACUCCUACUUGCCUUCAUAUCUCGAGGGUGAAGGAAAUUCGAUUUUAUGAUAUGAAUUCCUUACGGUGGUGGACUAGGGGCAUUACACAAGACCUGACUGUUCCACUCUUGGUGACUGACAAGUUGACAACACCUGCUUACUUUGUUUAACACCAAAAUGGUGUUAAGUUAAAUUCUCCUUGAGAACCCACUAUUAUGAGCCUUUAACUAUUGCAAAGAUGUGAUACGUUGUCAAUUGUGAUACAUCUAUUACGCUGCUACAACUUUUGCGAAUCUGAACCACUUGUGAAAUUAUUGAACAUUUAACGCAGCCGAAAAUUCCUGGUUUUGCAGUAAUGAGAUCAGAGGAAAAAAAAAUCGGUCGGAAUAUGGAAGGAUAAAGUGAAAGGGAACAGACGACCCCCCCCCCCCUCUCCCAAAUGAAAAUAAAUAAAUGUAAGAACCAUUCACAAGAACUCUCAAGAAACUUAGUGUGGUCAUGAAUGAUCAUCGACUUUCAUUUUUACACCCUAAAAGCUUUGCCACUCGAGUACAAAUUUACGGAUCAUAAGAAAGUUGAAAUAUCCAUUUUUCACAACAACUAAAACGGAAGGAACAUCUUUUCCGAUAAUUCCGAAAAGCAGCUUCUUUUCUAGUUUGUCUUCCAGGGGCCGUUUCACAAAGUGUUUUUGCAAUGACAAAUGACAAAUAUCAGUGACAAAUCUGGUGAUUACCAAUCAGAAGCCAGGAUUUCAAUAGCUUAUAACAAAAACUGUCAUUUGUCACUGAUGACAAGUUUUGAAAAACGCCCCCCAGGUGAAAGCAAGAAGUUUUGGAGAUUUUUUAAAUUUUACUUUCAUACCCUCUUGGGUGAUGCCAAAUUCUGUUUGCAUUGAGACCUGACUUUAAGGAGCUGGUCGACAUCAAUCAUUUCUCUCGUAUAACAUGAUGUAAACUGUGAGAUAUUAUUCCAGGAAAUUUGAUAUGACUUGGCCAAAAAAAAGAGAGAAAAACUCUUAACAACGGUCAUCCAUCAUUAUUUUGAUAUUUAGGAACUUCGUUUUUUUCUUCUUCACCCGAGUUCUGAAAUGAUAAAUGCUGCUUUUGAGAUGCCUUAUCCUGGUUCUUUGAUGACGUUGUCUGCUCGGAUCUGAGUUUAAUACCAAAAACAUCUGUAUGUCAUGUUUUGUAAUCAAGCUUCCUCUAACAGACCUAUGUCAAUACAUGUAUUUCAAAUCUCAAACUUUUCCUCCCAUCACAUCUACAUGUAUUGUUGUACUCCAUUUAACUUACUUCUAGCGUAACUGGUCGUAUCAAUAUAUUGUCUGCUGAGAGCCAGUAUGAAGAACUGAGCAUAAAUUUAAUCGUAAAUAAUCUUAACUUUUACCCAUGUUCUGUAAGCAUAUGCUGAGAGAGAAGAUCUUUGGGAAACCCUAAAAAUUCUAAUCUGAGAAUGGUAUUCUAGAACUUCUCUUUAUCUUUGAAUCAGUGAAGUAUGUCCAACCUGCUUUAGUGACCACCUGUCUACAAAGACCGCAUUUUUGUUUCACUUGGAAAUGGUUUCUCAUUGAAACAUGUACUAAAGGAACCUGUCUACAAAGACCACAUGUGUGCAAAUAACAUGUUCUGUGUUUCCCUCGGGCGGUCGCUAUAGACAGGAUUGACUGUAAUUUCAAUUAUGAUUUCUCAUUGGUGUUUGCACAGAUUUAAUUUUCGUAUGCAGCUACUAACCUGUACAUGUAGGUGCCAGUGAUUAAACAUUGAUGCACGAUGAGUUCAGGGUUGUUACGACAGUCGAAGUAAUUUCAAUGAAAUCAAAGAU